This is a messenger RNA of Topomyia yanbarensis, 1008 nucleotides long. RefSeq names its product PSME3-interacting protein. The transcript is spliced from 6 exons. The record is from RefSeq and is a predicted model, not a curated record. Gene Ontology annotation, cellular component: nucleus. Bases 185 to 952 code for a protein of 255 amino acids. Lineage: Eukaryota; Metazoa; Arthropoda; Insecta; Diptera; Culicidae.
UUAUCUGCUGAUGAUACAGAAAUAUAACCAAAACAAAUCAAAAUUUAUCAAAACAAGAGUAGAGGCAUGCAGUAGCGUUUUGUCUUAAUAUAUAGCCUCCAUUAAAAGUGAAAUUCUCUAAUCUUUGUACCGUAUAUUCCUUGUAGUGUAGACUAAUCACCCAAUUCCCAGAACACUACCAACAAUGAGCAGCGGAUUUGUUACUGAAUCGGAGCUGGCCGAGGCUCGCCAAAAGCGCCAGGAAGAGUGGGAAAAGGUGCGAACAGCAGAUCAACCUUUAGAAGCACCGGAAGAGGAGUAUGACGGGCGGUCGUUGUACGACCGACUUCAAGAACAGAAGCAAAAGAAAGAUUUUGAAUUCGAAGAGGCCCACAAGCUAAAGAACAUGAUCAAAACCUUGGAUGACGAUGAGGUAGAAUUUUUGGAUCUAGUCGAUAAAAAUAAGUUGAAAGCAGAGCGACAGGCACAAAUUGAUGAGGCUAAGGAGAUGUCCGAGUUUCGGCAGAAAGUGGCUUCGUUACAAGAACAAAGGAUGGAUGAGAAAAUCCAACAGCAAAUAUCAAAGGGUAAACCAGCUAAAUCACCACUAGUUUCCAACAGAUUGUCUCAGAAGAAAAUUCUAGCAGGCGUGGUAGUAAAGAAGCGAAAGUUUGAAGACGAUCCACCAAACGUUUCGAAUAUAGCCAGCUCCAGUGAUCAGAAGAUAGAAGCUAAUGUAAUUGGAGAAACUAAAAACAAUCCGCCUGAGGAAUCAACGGCAGCACAGAUCAACGAAAACACCGCUAGCAAAAAAUUGAAGACCGGUGCCAUGCAAGUCAUUGGAAUACUGCCCGGACUCGGAUCCUAUCGGGAGUCUACAGAUUCGGAGGCAAGUAGCGAUUCUGACGACGAAGCUGGCCAGUACGACUGGAUCGGGAGGAAGCUUGUCAAAGAGAAGGAAGAGUGUAAAUAAUUUCUCAAAUGGUUACUUAAUAACAAAAUAAAAUUAUACUGUCACAACAGCGAUAA